Diabrotica balteata is the source of this 1419-nucleotide messenger RNA. NCBI's taxonomy places the organism in Eukaryota, Metazoa, Arthropoda, Insecta, Coleoptera, Chrysomelidae. The record is from the annotation of a GenBank genome assembly.
AUGUACCCAAAAUUAUUUGCGGUGCUGAUUCUGGCCUUGCACGUUGCCUUGAGCACUGGAACAUUCGGAGGAGGAAAAGAACAUGUACACAUCAGAGUUCACGUGCCUAGUCAAGAAGUCCAUCAUAAGGAAGUGAUUAAAAUUCACGAUCAUGGUGGCGGCGGACAUGGGGGAGGUGGACAUGGCGGAGGUGAUGACGACCAUCACGGCGGUGGUGGAUUUGGCGGCGGAUUCGGCGGCGGAUUCGGCGGUGGUUUCGGAGGAGGUGGCGGCUACGGUGGCGGCCACGGAGGAGGCGGAGGAUACGGAGGAGGUGGCGGAGGACAUGGAGGAGGCCAUGGCGGUGGACAUGGCGGUGGAGUUUCACAUACCAUCAUAAUCAAUGGUGGAGGUGGAGGCGAUCAUGGAGGUGGCCACCACGGAGGCGGUGGUGGUGGAUACGGAGGAGGUGGAGGAUAUGGCGGAGGAGGAGGUUAUGGAGGAGGUGGCGGACACGGAGGUGGUGAUAUCCACGGAGGAGGCGGCGGAUACGGUGGUGGAGGAGGCGGAUAUGGCGGAGGACAUGGCGGUGGAGGUGGACAUCAAGUUAUAACACUGCAUGGAGGAGAUCCGCUGCCAAGUGGAGGCGGUGGUGGAUACGGAGGAGGCGGAGGUUUUGGAGGAGGAGGUGGAUUUGGCGGCGGACACGAUGAUCACCACGGAGGUGGAGACUUUGGAGGAGGCGGUGGAUAUGGAGGUGGUGGAGGAUUUGGAGGAGGCGGUGGCUACGGAGGUGGGGGAGGAUUCGGAGGAGGCGGCGGCGGUGGCGGUGGUUACGGAGGAGGCGGCGGCCACGAUCACCACGGAGGAGGAGGCGACUUUGGCUCCUCAGGAUAUGGCGGCGGCGGCGGAUUUGGAGGAGGUGGCGGCUAUGGAGGCGGUGGUGACCACCAUGGAGGCGGUAUUGAUUUCGGCAGUAGCGGAUAUGGCGGCGGCGGUGGAUUUGGCGGAGGAGGAGGUUAUGGAGGCGGAGGAGGUGGUGGUCACGAUCAUCAUGGCGGAGGAGGUGACAUAGGAGGUGGAUUCGGAGGAGGAGGUGGUUUUGGCGGAGGCGGUGGAUACGGAGGAGGCGGUGGUGGUCAUGAUCAUCACGGCGGAGGAGGUGGAGGAGGCGGCGGAGGUGGUUACGGCGGCGGCGGUGGAUACGGAGGAGGCGGUGGUCAUGAUCAUCACGGCGGAGGAGGUGGACGAGGAGGUGGAGGAGGUGGAUUUGUUGGAAUAAUUCACGACCACCUCGGCGGAGGUGGCGGAGGAGGCCACGGUGGUGGCGGAGGAUAUGGAGGUGGAGGCGGAUAUGGAGGCGGUGGCCACGGCGGCGGAGGAGGACAUGGAGGCGGAGGAGGACAUGGAGGUGGAGGUGGACAUGGAGGCUAUGAUUAA